GUCAGCUACCAUAUACAGCUUUCAGUAUGAUGGUAAUUCACUUUCUUCAACAAUUGAAGAAACCUGUUUUACCUCUGAUCGAUGUUUUUUCGGAAAAAUGGAUCCAUUUACCAAGAAGAAUAUAUCUUCAGGAAUUAUACUGUAUAAGGAAAGGCAAUUUAUAAAAUCAAGCUUUCACAUGCUAUUAAAAUAUUUCCAGUCUUCUGAAGAGGAAUAUGCCAAAGUUGACAUUUCUGCUUCCUCGACAGCAUUUACAACUGCGCAGAAAUUAAGACAAAAUUCUUUCACUUGUUUUGCCCUCAAAGAAUUCUCAACUACAAAGUCACAUCUGAUUCCAGAACAACUGAACAAAAUUGAAGGUGUCUUGCGUGAAAUUUAUAGGGAAUACGCUCUCUCAGCUGAGGAAAUUCGAAAAAGAAAGACUUUUGUUGAAGAUUUAGAAAAAUAUAUCCAGGAGAGAGUACCUGGAGCCGAGCUGGUAAUGAUUGGUUCAGGAGUAAACGGAUUUGGUUUAAAAGACAGUGAUGUAGAUAUCUCCAUGUGUGUUGCUGAUGAAACAGAGGAUGAACAAGCGCUACUGAAAGAAACAAAAUACCAUCUCAUGCGAAACAAGAAAUACGAUAAUAUCCUGUUAUUGGGCAAAGCUGUUACACCUAUCAUUAAAUUCCUUUAUAAACCAUUAAAUUACCAAGUUGACAUCUGUAUUAACAACUUUCCGACUGUACAUAAUUCUCAUCUUCUGAGGACCUACUGCAAAUACGACGAAAGGUGCAAGUUAUUGGGUUGCGCCCUAAAGGUUCUCGCUAAGAAAAACGAUAUUUGCUCAGCAGCCAAGCAGACUUUAUCAUCGUAUAGUUAUAUUUUAAUGGUUAUAAAUUACCUUCAACAAGUCAAGCCUCCUGUUUUGCCAAGAUUUGAAAUUCAGGAUGAAAAUGUUUUUCAAGAUAAUUUAAAAGUACCGUUCAGAACGUUGGUAAAAAAUAAGUGGAUGUAUGAAGACAGACAAACUCUGAGAAAAUUACACAGUUUGAAGGACAACAGCACAUCCCUCCCAGAACUAUGGUUGGGCCUAUUAAAAUAUUAUUCCAGCAAAAAGGAGAACGUUAUCUCAAUAAGAAAGGAACGGAUGGAAGUGACAGAUCUGCCCAAAAACGCUGCGCUUUAUAACAUCGAUGAUCCAUUCAUAAAGAAAAAUUUAGGAUGUUCUCUUAGCGGGCAUAAUGUUUCUAAAGUACUGAGCGUUUUAAACAGAGCGAUAUAUCUACUAGAAAAUGAAGUUCCAGAUUCUAUCAAAGAUCUGAAAGAUUAUUAUUUUUGCCUAAAAUAAUUUUUCAGAAAUUUCUAUAGUGAAUGGGAAAUCUAAGUGAAUGGUUUCUGAAUUCGCUUAAAAUUGCUAAAAGAAGAAAUAUUCGGCUAAGAAUGGACCGUAACCAGAGUGCCAAAAGUGAGUGACAAGAAUGUGUUAUAGUCACUAGUGCUUAUGUAUUACACUAGUGCAUGUUCUUCAGCAAAUGCAAUCCCAUUUCGAUUAUAUUCGAUAUUUCUCUGUCAAGGAUCCAACGGCUGUUGCAGAUUGGAAUUCAAAAGAUGUGGCAUAUUGGUGCUGAGAGGAUGAGGAGAUGUUUUCUAUCUUCAGCAUCAGAUAUAGAAUGCAUGUCUGAAUGCAUAAACUGUUUGCUAUAAAAUACUAUGUUUACAUAUAAACUUGUUUACUGUUUUCAUAGUGUCUAAUACUCUUUCUAUUAUUCCUUGAUUUAGAUACUCUUUUUCUAUUUCUAUUAUUCCUUGAUUUAGAUACUCUUUUUCUCUCUCUCUUUAAGUAUAAUGCAUUAUAAUGCUG
Stegodyphus dumicola is the source of this 1840-nucleotide messenger RNA. Its product is annotated as terminal uridylyltransferase 4-like. The record is from RefSeq and is a predicted model, not a curated record. Gene Ontology annotation, molecular function: RNA uridylyltransferase activity. Lineage: Eukaryota; Metazoa; Arthropoda; Arachnida; Araneae; Eresidae.